Molecule: messenger RNA, 4063 nt
Organism: Amphiprion ocellaris (clown anemonefish)
Lineage: Eukaryota; Metazoa; Chordata; Actinopteri; Pomacentridae
Gene: slc16a13
Product: solute carrier family 16 member 13
Exons: 8
Coding region: 361-1749 (462 amino acids)
Biological process (GO): transmembrane transport; monocarboxylic acid transport
Molecular function (GO): monocarboxylic acid transmembrane transporter activity
Source: RefSeq, a predicted model, not a curated record
UGUGUGGCGGCUGGGGAAGUUUUGUCCGCGGCGGUACAGUAGUACCUUAUGUCAGUAUGCUGUUUACCGCCGUGAGCAUGAACACUGAGGAUCAUGUGCCGCUCCAGAGACGGCUGACAGACCGGGGUACCGUGUGACAGCGAGUGCGCAAGCGCCGUGUGAGAGUCGUACGUCAUGUGCACGUGGUUAGAGACGAUUCACGUGCAUUGUCCAGUCCACGUUCAUCUACCUGUGAAUGGCAGUAAUUAACCAGGAGUCACUGACUGACUGGAGCAGACGCAGCACCAGCAGUGUCUGUAGGGCUUUUGCUCCCCUGGAAUCUGGUGCUUGUAAUCCCCUUACGCCUCUGCUUCUUCAGAAAUGACCAAAGUAAAGUCCAAUCCGGAGAGCCGGAGCGAGGAAGUCGAGGGCCCAGAUGGAGGCUGGGGCUGGGUGCUGCUCGCUGCUUUGUUUGUCAGCACGAGCCUCGUGUUCGGCCUGAUGCGGAGCUUGGGCGUCUUCUUUGUGGAGUUUGUCCAGUACUUUGAGGAAAGCAGUCAGGCUGUCUCCUGGAUCUCAUCCACUGGCUUAGCAGCACAGCAGUUCUUCAGUCCUCUGGGUGCAGCGCUAUGUAACGCAUAUAAUGCCAGGCUGGUAGUGAUGACGGGGGGCUUUCUCGCUGGACUCGGUCUCAUUCUGGCCUCGCAAGCCACCUGCCUUGCUCACCUGUACCUCACGAUGGGUGUAAUUUCAGGUUUGGGCUGGGGGCUGGUCUUUACGCCCAUGGUGGCCACAGUCAUGGCUAACUUUACCCGCCGACGCACCUUGGCUUUGGGACUGGCUUUCUCCAGCAUUGGCCUGUCUUCAUUUGCCUUUAACCCACUCUUCCAGCUGCUGGUGGAGAUGUACGCCUGGCGAGGAGCUCUGCUAAUUCUGGGAGGCCUCAGCCUCAACAUUGUGGCCUGCGGGGCGCUCAUACGUCCAAAGCAGCGCUCUGAAGCCCCAGCAAAGGUGGAUCCAGACAGCAGGUCGUCAUGUGUUGCUCAGCUGCAGCGAGUCUCCUCCUACCUGGAGCUGUCACUGCUCUUUGAGAGGCCUUAUGUCACCUACACCUUAGCUAUUUCUCUUUUAAACGCCGGCUACUUCGUGCCAUAUUUCCAUCUGGUGGCCCAUAGCCGCCAAGCUGGCUUCUCUGAGUACCAAGCAGCUUUUGUCAUGUCAGCCGCAGGAGCUACAGACAUUUUGGGCCGCGUAGUGUCAGGCUGGUUCGCUGACCUGCGCCACUUUCGGUUAAUUCAUUUACUAAGCUUGUGGACAGCUCUGGCAGGUGUAUUCAUCAUGCUGCUGCCCGUGAGCUCCUUGUCUGGGUCCUAUGUUGCGCUGGUGGUGAUCAGUCUCCUGUAUGGAUUCUGCUCCGGGGCUUUGACCUCUCUGGCGUUUGCGGUGGUACCUUUGAUUGUGGGCGUGGAGCGCAUGAUGGGGGCCCUCGGGCUGCUGCAGCUCAUUGAAAGCAGUGCAGGUCUGCUGGGGACUCCUCUGUCAGGGUUGCUCAAGGACAUCACAGGCAACUACAUGGCCUCCUUCAUGGUAGCAGGCUCUUUCCCCAUUCUUGGUACCUUGACCAUGGCCACUCUGCCUCACUAUUUCUCCUGCACCGACCCACCGCCUCCUCAAAGACGUUCCCUUGACGACAAAGAUAAGGGUUUAAAUUCAGAGUUGGAACAGAUGAAUAGUUUGCCUUCUGACACAAGUAACAGAAGUGCUGAAUGAUCUGACAGAUGAGAUAACAAGGUUCAGUAAGCCUCGAGACUGUGUCAAAUUAAGGCUUCGGGAAUGAUGGCAAAUUUCUGAAGAUGCCAUCAACAUGAUGCUGUUGCACAUGUGUAUGAAUGGUGGUGUAUUGGUGCUAUACCUCAGAGACUCGGACCCAAAGUGAACAGUGAAGCUUCCUGGUUGGCAGACAGAGCCUCCUGAGUUCCUCGCUCUGUUACAUAUCAUAACCUUGGUUUAAUGUUGAAGCCAGUAGAUGCUGCCACAAAGGAAACUCUUCACAGUUUAAUUAUUUAAUUACAGCUCAUAAACCUUUGAUUAAGAUAGGAUAUGUGAAGUAAAUUUCAGUUUGUUUUUCAGUUAUUACCACAACAUGCUAAUUGCACUUUUAGCUUACUUGACUAAGAAACACAAAACUUUGAAAUUGAUCUUUGAAACUGUGAAUCUGAUUCCGCUGCUGAAAGACUGACUGGCAUAUUUACAUUUUGUACAUAAUGAUUUAACUAGAAAUUCACUAUCUUCAUUUAAACUAUUUUCUGACAAUUAACACUGUAGAUUCUGUUCAUCAGUGACUGGAUUAAAUCACUGUGGGGCCAUUUUUUAUUACCCGCUGUUAUCUCCAAAUAGUCAGUAAACACAAUCUUCAACUACUUGACAACAUUUCAUUUUGUGAUCAAAGGCUAACAACUAAAUGUUGAUAUAGGAUACCUUUUAUACAAUACAGUCUUAGAUUAUGAAGCACAACUUCUGCAAAUCAUGUGACACACCUUAAGCUUAGCCACAGCCUUCCCAACACUGGUCUUAUAUUUUUAUUUGAUGACAUAGGGCAUUACUGAAUCCUACAAAUGACUGUUUUUAUACUAUGUAAUUUGUGUGUGAAGAUAUAUUGUUAAAAAAAACUCUUGCAACACACAGUGCCAUUCACUGUAGACACUGAUUUGAGUCCAGUAAAGCUGCUGGUAUCAACUCUUAGACUCAGGAAUUUCUCUUUCCACCAGUGCAUUAUAAUUCUUGGCCGGAGCACAAAACCAUGUUUUUCCAAGUGCAUUUUCUAAAGACACAUUCAGCUUGUUUGCAUAAGCACUUUGUACUUUUGUAAACCAUAAGCAAAGACUGGCUUUGUAGAGCAGUGUGGUUUGGCUUUGAUAACAGCUGGAUGAACACCAUGUCUUGAGCAGAAGCACUGUGACCUGCUGGUAACUGACAUACUAACUUGAGCAGCGAUGCAAAAGGAGUUUGGUCAGUACUUGAAAGAGGAACCUCAAUCACUGUUUUUAAAGUUCAUCAGAAAUCUUUUCACUUACAGACUCAUGCAAUGCUGUGGUCCUUCAAUCCUAAAACCAUCACUCUACCUGCAAAAUGUCAUUGAUGUGUUGAAAUGUAAUAUUUUGUACUUGUACUUGAUUAAAUACAUUGUGCUUUUUUUUAACUGUCUUUUCUUUAACUAGUUUUGUUUCAAUUUUGAGUGUAUGAGGCAGGUCUUCUGUUGUAAUGUCACUUGAAAUGUCAACCAUUUGCCUCAAAGGUCAAUCACAGAAUGAUGGCGCCCUCUGCUGGGGUUGUGACCGCAAAACAAACCGUUUUACGUUUCUAUUUGAAAGCUAUCCAUCCAUUAUCUAUAUCUAAUAAGGACAUUUGUAAGUGACCCCAAACUUUUGAACGGUAGCAUACCUUUUUCUCUAAAUAACCACAACUAUCCAUCCAUCCAUCCAUCAUCUAUACACCGUUUAAUCCUCAGGGGGCUGGAGUUUAUCCCAGCUGAUUUAGGGUGAAGGCAGGGGACACCCUGGACACGUCACCAGUCUAUCACAGGACUACAUAUAGAGACAAACAAUCACAUUCACACCUAUGGACAAUUUAGAGCUACCAUUUAACCUCAUCAUAUUUUUGGACUGUGGGAGGAAGCUGGAGAACCCAGAGAAAACCCAGGGAGAACAUGCAAGCUCCAUGCAGGAAGAUUCCAGGAAGGCAGGAUGCGAACUGGGGAUUAUCAAGCUGCAAGGUGAAAGUGCUAAAGUCACUGUGUAACCCCUAUUUAAAAACUAGAAUCUGUAAAAAUUGUCUCAUUCCAAAUAUACAGUUUAAACACCAACACGAAAAUACACUUAGACAUAAGUUUGUAUUGUAUUUUAUUUGAUCUUAAUACAAAUUUGAAGUACCUCAUAAUUUAGACAAAAUAGACAUGAAAAUUGUCUAAAAAUGUAAAAAGCUACAAUUACUACAAUUUGUCAAAUAUCACUUUUUGCAACAUUUAUGUACAUGUCCAACAAGCAUUUUCAUUUUAUUUUCAUGUAACAAGUCAAUAAAAAGAACA